Molecule: messenger RNA, 1385 nt
Organism: Cladocopium goreaui
Lineage: Eukaryota; Dinophyceae; Suessiales; Symbiodiniaceae
Source: the annotation of a GenBank genome assembly
AUGGCGCAGCAGGCCAUUUUCGAGGGCUUCGAUCCACAAAUCGAGGUUCUCGAGAACUGGAGCGACUUGAAAGAAGUCUCAGCUCUGGAGCAGGCAUCUUGUCUAGCACAAGCUGCGAACAAUCAUCUUCCUUUGCAUCUGCGCCUUGAGACCGGUGGACAGGCGCUGCCUGCCGGCCACGUGCCCCUGGCUCGACUCCUCCGGCUCACUCCGGAAGAUCGAACCUUCCCUGCACCCGUGAAGGUCCAGUUGCCAAUGUGUGCUGGCGCAAGCACUUUGUGGAGAUCCACAACAACUGGCUGGGAGAAAGUCCACAGCGUCAUUUUCGACGACUGUUGCGCAACGGUGAUGCUCGAUCACUUUUGUGACCUAGUUAUCACCGGCGAGCGGGUUCCUCUGAAAGGCCUCGGGUUCCUCCAUCCACAGGGUGGGCACGCACAAAUUGUGGUCAUGCACGUGGGCUGCAAUUUCUGCCAAAGGGGGUUGGAGCUGCUUUGCUCCGACGACGAUGCCUUGAAACGCCUCUGCAGAUGCGGCCCCAGCCUUCAACUCGGAACGUACCGACACGACGAAGAAUUAGAAAUAUAUCAGGCUGGGAAAAAAUCAACAAUGAAGAUCCUCUUUGACCGGCUGCCUUUGCCGUGCAGAGUGUAUGCCCAGUCCGGGCUACAGUUUGAUGUGGAGAUUCAAGGACAGAACCACCACUUUGAAUUUGAAGUGCCAAUUCGAUCAGCAACUCCUGCACCACAGCUUGCUCCAUCUCCGCAUCCUUCAUCCACAGCUGGAUCUGCAUCACAGGCGCCCGCAGUUGCAGGUGCUGUCGGAUCUUCCGGGGUGCCGAACCCAACGGCAUCGUCAGCUGCCUCGACUGACAUGCGAUCGGCGGCGUCACAGCAAGGACACUUGUUGUUGAGCGGGCGCUUCAACAGUAAUGAGAUUAUUGAGUAUAUGAAGACAGUGAAGAAGCAGCUGGAAGCUCGAAAUGUACCUGUUUUCAUGGUUGAAGCAACGGUCGGCCAAAGUUUUGCUGACCUGACACGGAUAGGAUUGUGGCGUGCCAAAGGCAUGAUAACAUUUUGCACGUCGGAAUAUGGGGCAUACACUGGUGUAGGAUAUGAAACUUUCCAUGAGCUUGAAUUUGCUCAUGACCACCAGUUGCCCUUGUUUCCGAUUAGGCUCUGCGAACAGUGGCCACCAGCGCCACAGAACAACGAACGAGGCAUCUGUCAGAAUCAAUUGGUGUUCAAGAAUGGCCUCGUGUACAUAGAUGAUCGGCAGAUGAAUAAGGCCCAACACGUUGCUGAUCAGAUUGCUGAAUCUGUCGCACGAAUGGGCAUCUUCCGAACUAAGCUGCAGCUUUAAAGAUUGGGGGAGCAUGCCUUGGG